Messenger RNA from Apaloderma vittatum (bar-tailed trogon), 982 nucleotides. It is a transcript of the gene TMEM38A, whose product is annotated as transmembrane protein 38A. Gene Ontology annotation, biological process: potassium ion transmembrane transport. NCBI's taxonomy places the organism in Eukaryota, Metazoa, Chordata, Aves, Trogoniformes, Trogonidae. Gene Ontology annotation, cellular component: membrane. The transcript has 5 exons. Gene Ontology annotation, molecular function: potassium channel activity; identical protein binding. Bases 7 to 765 code for a protein of 252 amino acids. The record is from RefSeq and is a predicted model, not a curated record.
GUGGAGAUGUCUCGGACGAGCCCUUUUGCCUCCUGGCUUUGUGCUAUGCUGCACUGCUUUGGAAGUUACAUACUUGCUGAUCUGUUACUUGGAGAAUCUCCUCUUGAUUACUUCAGUAAUAACUCGAGUGUUAUCCUGGCCACAGCAGUCUGGUAUUUGAUAUUCUUCUGUCCCAUGAACCUCUUCUACAAGUGCGUUAGCUUUCUGCCGAUGAAGCUCAUCUUUGUGGCAAUGAAGGAGGUGGUCAGAGUUCGCAAAAUUGCAGCUGGGGUCCACCACGCUCAUCACCGUUACCACCACGGGUGGUUCGUUAUGAUGGCGACCGGAUGGGUCAAAGGUUCUGGUGUUGCCUUGAUGUCUAAUUUUGAGCAACUGCUGCGUGGGGUCUGGAAGCCAGAAACAAACGAAAUUCUUCAUAUGUCCUUCCCUACAAAGGCCAGUCUGUACGGCACAGUCCUCUUCACUCUGCAACAAACUCACUGGCUCCCCAUCUCUGAAGCUAACCUCAUCUUCUUUUUCACCAUGUUCAUGAUCGUUUGCAAGGUUUUCAUGACGGCAACUCACUCUCACGCCUCACCUUUUGCUCCGGUGGAAAACUUCAUCUGCCCAGUUUUCUUUGGCUCUGUUUCCAGUGGACACACCAGUCACCACCACGAUCAUCAUGGGGCCUCCCAUGAGGUCUCCCACCCGCCGCCUCCUCCUGCAAAGUCAAAAGAGGAGCUAAAUGAAGGCUCAAGGAAAAGGAAAGCAAAAAAAGCUGAAUAAAAAAGCAACGACACGGUAAAUAGGCCAAGGAUAUUCUUCCAGAGCUGAGUCUCGUAGCCACCUGUGACCUCCUUUACCCUCCAGUCCUUCUCUCGCACACUCCAGAGGAGAGGUGGAAGCCAGGACACUGCCAGGCGGUCCCUGAUUUCAUUUGUGCUCUCUGUGCAGCUGCUUGCUUCUUGGUCUCAGUCUCUCUAUUCUGAUUGUAUUUUCAGGG